Molecule: messenger RNA, 2684 nt
Organism: Lampris incognitus (smalleye Pacific opah)
Lineage: Eukaryota; Metazoa; Chordata; Actinopteri; Lampriformes; Lampridae
Gene: hsp90aa1.2
Product: heat shock protein 90, alpha (cytosolic), class A member 1, tandem duplicate 2
Exons: 11
Coding region: 140-2329 (729 amino acids)
Biological process (GO): protein folding; protein stabilization; cellular response to heat
Cellular component (GO): nucleus; neuronal cell body; cytosol
Molecular function (GO): ATP hydrolysis activity; disordered domain specific binding; ATP binding
Source: RefSeq, a predicted model, not a curated record
GUUUCUGGAAGGUUGAGGAUUUCUCGAACACUCGGCCAGGGGGAAGAUAAAACCUGCCCCUGCUUCCGUCUCCAUCCGUAGCCGGCUCGUCUACAGUCGAAGCAGCCUCGGCAGACCGAAACAGACCGAAGGGUGCAAGAUGCCUGAAGCACAUGACCAACCAAUGGAGGAGGAGGCUGAGACCUUUGCCUUUCAGGCUGAGAUUGCUCAGCUGAUGUCCCUUAUCAUCAACACUUUCUACUCUAACAAAGAGAUUUUCCUUCGUGAACUCAUCUCUAACUCCUCCGAUGCCCUGGAUAAAAUUCGCUAUGAGAGUCUCACGGACCCGAGUAAGCUGGAUUCAGGCAAGGACCUCAAGAUUGAAAUCACUCCCAACAAAGAGGAACGCACCCUGACCCUCAUUGACACAGGUAUUGGCAUGACCAAGGCUGACCUGAUCAACAACCUUGGGACCAUUGCCAAGUCUGGCACCAAGGCCUUCAUGGAAGCCCUGCAGGCUGGCGCUGACAUCUCUAUGAUUGGUCAGUUCGGUGUUGGUUUCUACUCUGCCUACCUGGUAGCAGAGAAGGUGACAGUCAUCACAAAGCACAAUGAUGAUGAACAGUAUGCCUGGGAAUCCUCUGCUGGAGGCUCAUUCACCGUCAAAGUUGACAGUUCUGAGCCUAUUGGGCGGGGCACUAAAGUGAUCCUGCACCUGAAGGAUGACCAGACAGAGUACAUCGAGGAGCGACGAAUCAAAGAGAUUGUGAAGAAGCACUCGCAGUUCAUUGGCUACCCCAUCACACUCUUUGUGGAGAAAGAGCGUGACAAGGAGGUGAGCGAUGACGAGGCUGAGGAGGAGGAGGAGAAGAUGAAGGAUGAGGAAGAUGAGGAGAAGGAUGAGGACAAGCCCGAGAUAGAAGAUGUUGGCUCUGAUGAUGAGCAUGACCAUGACAAAUCUUCAGACAAGAAAAAGAAGAAGAAGAAGAUCAAGGAGAAGUACAUUGAUCAGGAAGAGCUUAACAAAACCAAGCCCUUGUGGACCCGUAACCCUGACGACAUCACCAAUGAGGAGUAUGGGGAAUUCUAUAAGAGUCUCACUAAUGACUGGGAAGACCACCUGGCUGUCAAGCACUUCUCAGUGGAAGGACAGCUGGAGUUCCGUGCUCUGCUCUUUGUGCCCCGCCGUGCCCCCUUCGACCUGUUUGAAAACAAGAAAAAGAAGAAUAACAUUAAACUCUAUGUGCGCAGGGUCUUCAUCAUGGACAACUGUGACGAACUAAUCCCUGAGUAUCUCAACUUCAUUAAGGGUGUAGUGGACUCUGAGGAUCUCCCCCUGAACAUCUCCAGAGAGAUGCUGCAGCAGAGCAAGAUCCUGAAGGUCAUCCGCAAGAACCUGGUCAAGAAGUGCCUAGAGCUUUUCACUGAGCUGGCCGAGGACAAAGACAACUACAAGAAGUAUUAUGAGCAGUUCUCAAAGAACAUCAAGCUUGGUAUCCAUGAGGACUCCCAGAACAGGAAGAAGCUGUCUGAGCUGCUGCGUUACUACACCUCAGCCUCCGGAGAUGAGAUGGUUUCAUUAAAGGACUAUGUCACACGCAUGAAAGACACCCAGAAACAUAUCUACUACAUCACUGGUGAGACCAAAGACCAGGUGGCUAACUCUGCCUUUGUGGAGCGCCUUCGCAAAGCUGGCCUGGAGGUCAUUUACAUGAUCGAGCCCAUUGAUGAGUACUGUGUCCAGCAACUAAAGGAAUUUGAGGGCAAAAACCUGGUUUCAGUGACCAAGGAGGGAUUGGAGCUACCUGAGGAUGAGGAUGAGAAGAAGAGGCAGGAGGAAAAGAAAUCUCAGUUUGAGAGCCUGUGCAAGAUCAUGAAGGACAUCCUGGAGAAGAAGGUGGAAAAGGUCACUGUCUCCAACCGCCUGGUCUCCUCCCCUUGCUGUAUUGUUACCAGCACCUAUGGCUGGACUGCCAACAUGGAGAGGAUAAUGAAGGCCCAAGCCCUUAGGGACAACUCUACUAUGGGAUACAUGGCUGCUAAAAAGCACCUGGAGAUUAACCCUGACCAUCCUAUCGUGGAGACCCUGAGGCAGAAGGCAGAGGCUGACAAGAACGACAAAUCUGUGAAGGACCUGGUUAUUCUUCUGUUUGAGACUGCUCUGCUGUCCUCAGGGUUCAGCUUGGAUGACCCCCAGACCCACUCCAACCGCAUCUACAGGAUGAUCAAGUUGGGACUUGGUAUUGAUGAAGAUGACCUGACCUCAGAUGAGCCUUCAUCUGCCCCAGCCGAGGACAUGCCCCCUCUGGAAGGGGACGAUGACACAUCCAGGAUGGAGGAAGUUGACUAGGCUGACCCGUUUAAUCUGCUUGCUAGUGUUUGGCAGUAGUGUUACACAAUGACGAGUUCAGUGUUGUUCAUAAAUCUGGAAUGCCCCACCCUCAUUGACCCCUCACUUAACUUUUCCUUGUAUUGAAUAUGCCGUUCAGAGUCACUUCUUUGGUAACUUUUUUUUUUUGUUUUAAAUUCAUCACUUUUUUGUAUUUCGAGUUGUUUCAAUACAUUUUUGUAUUUAUUGACAUUCCAACAUCCCUUGUGCAUUCUGACUUACUGUAAAUAUCAAAAAUUAUACUGUUAUUUGAAUACAGCGGGACCCUGAAAUAAAGUUUACGAUGUUAACCGGUCACAUUUUGCUCACCCUUUCU